Molecule: messenger RNA, 628 nt
Organism: Salvelinus fontinalis (brook trout)
Lineage: Eukaryota; Metazoa; Chordata; Actinopteri; Salmoniformes; Salmonidae
Exons: 4
Coding region: 87-530 (147 amino acids)
Source: RefSeq, a predicted model, not a curated record
CACCUGGGUGUGGGGGGGUGGGAUCUUUAUAAACAGCUAGAUGGCACAGUAAGGACCAUCAGCAGUUGGGUGAUUAGAGAAGACAGAUGGCAAUCUCAAGAAUAUCCAGACAGUGUACCAUGGCCUCUCUCUCUCUGUCCCUGGGACUGCUGGUGCUAUGCACCCUGGUUCUUGUACACUGUGACCUGCAUGACGGCCCCAUCAGGGUGUGGGCUAUUCGUGCCUCCAACCUGAAAGGACGCUUUUUCUCAAAACCAGACCCCUACGUCAAGGUGUGGUGCGGUUCAUCCUUUCAUGGCAAGAGCAACACUCUGGAGAAACAAGAAAACCCCAUCUGGCCCGACGAGUUCAACUUUGCCAACAUCAUUAACAAGUCUGUCCUGACGGUGGAGGUGUGGGAUGAUGUCAUCGGACUAGAUCGCCACAUGGGAACCUGCACCACAACCAUCCUCCCAGGAACACACAGUGAGACCUGCCACCUGAAGAGAGGCACCGUCUACUACUCCUACAGCUAUGGCUACAGUUGCUAGAUGGAACAGUAUGAUGAUUAGAUUGUGACCUUGCGUCUGCUUCUUUCACUCAUGUAUUCACUUCCUUAUAGCAUUAAAAAACGUGCUUUACAGCAAGA